AUGUCAUCAAAAACUCUUAGAGUAGCUUUCGUACAUCCCGAUCUUGGUUUCGGUGGAGCAGAACGUCUCGUGGUUGAUGCUGCUACCGGUUUAAAAGCCAAAGGCCAUAAUGUAGUUAUUUAUACUUCUCAUCACGAUCGUGAACAUUGUUUUGUAGAAACUAAAGACGGCUCGCUUGAGAUCAGAGUACGUGGAAAUAGCAUUAUCCCACGUACCUUUUUUGGAUCUUUUUACAUUAUAUGCGCAAUUUUGCGACAAUUACACCUUACCGUUUCUUUGAUCUUGAGAGAUAAAGAUCAAUUCGAUGUUAUAUUCAUUGAUCAAUUAUCCGCUAGCAUUCCAUUUUUAAGAUUUACCGGUGCAAAAGUACCUCAAGUUCUCUACCCUGGAAUACAUUUUGAGGCAUAUGAUAAAAAAGUGGACAUUGAUGAUAUAUGUAUUAAGAUUUUAGAAAGCUCGAAAGUGACAAUUUUAUCAAUUAAUCGCUUUGAACGAAAAAAAAAUAUUGUGCUUGCUAUACGUGCUUUUGCAAGAUUACGAGAUGAUGAUAUG
Messenger RNA from Racocetra persica, 552 nucleotides. The record is from the annotation of a GenBank genome assembly. NCBI's taxonomy places the organism in Eukaryota, Fungi, Glomeromycota, Glomeromycetes, Diversisporales, Gigasporaceae.